Molecule: messenger RNA, 1154 nt
Organism: Setaria italica (foxtail millet)
Lineage: Eukaryota; Viridiplantae; Streptophyta; Magnoliopsida; Poales; Poaceae
Product: succinate dehydrogenase subunit 4, mitochondrial
Exons: 3
Coding region: 50-718 (222 amino acids)
Biological process (GO): mitochondrial electron transport, succinate to ubiquinone; tricarboxylic acid cycle
Cellular component (GO): mitochondrial inner membrane
Source: RefSeq, a predicted model, not a curated record
UCAGGAUUCCCCACCCACCGCCGCUUUCUCUUCAACCGGACCUCUCGCCAUGGCGUCGCGGAUCCUCGCCCGAUCCAAGGCCCUGCCCCUCGCCGCCGCCCUAACCCGCGCUGCCGCCGAUGCCGCGCCGCCUCUGGCCGGGACCCGCGCGCUCUCGUCCCUGCCCCGCUACCCGGGUGCCCCGUCACCCCAUGGGCUCGGCAAGGUUCUGGGAUAUGAACCAAGAUCUCACCUCAGUGGAGCACAAGUUUUACCUCGUUGGUUUUCCUCUGUAGCAUCCAAUGGAUCUCCCAUGCAGAAGUCACAGAUUUCAGAGACAAACAAGUCAGGUGCUGAAUUGAAACAGUCUGAUGCGCAGAAAUCAAGCGAGGGAGUUGCACCAAAGGUUAUGGCCUUCAGCCCGCUAGAAGCAGCUAUCGCUAAACCUAGAAGCAGUCCCUUGACAAGUGAGAGCUCUAAAGUGAGGCGAUCGGAGAUAGCAACCGAAGUCACAUUUUACAUGAUCCCAGCUAUGCUUCUUGUCUCCAGAAACAGCAUAAGCACCUCUCUCCUGGUUGGCGCGGUGUUCCAUCAAGUGUACAUGUUCCACAAGGAGAUCCUUCUGGACUACGUGCACCAUGAUAUCACCAGGAAGUGGUCUUUGAUAUACUUCAAGCUGCUUCUGCUGGUGAUGGCGAAGGACACCAUCAUGUACUUCAAUUUGUUCCCUUUUUUCUAAGCUCGGCCUUUUAGUUUCUCGAUGGACCCGCAAUGCACUCAGCUGCAGUCACCGAAGGGAAAAAUGGUGAUGGACAAAUUCUGGAGCACUUGUUCUUCCCUCCUUGAACUUGCUUGUCAAGCGGUGGUUCUUGUAUACUCCUCCAUGAACUUGCUUCGUCUCCACAUCUGUUUUGCUGCUGCGACUUGAUCUCCUGUUAAGUUUAUUGGAUCGAAAGGGGUUGAUUAGUGACCAAUCAGAUGAUAUCCCUGAUCAGACAACAAGGCCAGUGUGCCUUUGCUUGUAAUAAUGGUAAAUAUCAUUUGCUAGCCUGUUCAAGUUGCAACGGUUUUGUGCCCCAUGCUUAUUGUGGUACUAAGUAUGCCCGCUCAGCUACUGCCUCAUUUGCUUGUUGAAUUGCAUUCAUUGCGUGAAAACAAUAUAUUUCAUUUUUCAA